AUGGACAUGAGUGAUAUGACGACAUCAAUGUCGAUGGCGACGGCGACAGCGACGGACACCAUGUCCAUGACAAUGUCCAUGGCCACCUCAACUGCCACUUCUAGCAUGUCCGGCAUGUCUGGCAUGUCCGAUUCCUCAAUGACAAUGUCCAUGUCUGAGAUGAUCAUGACCUUCUUCACCUCAUUCAAGACACCUCUGUUCUCCGAAGACUGGACACCAACCUCGAAGGGCCAAUACGCUGGUACCUGUAUCUUCUUGAUCGUUCUUGCCGUUAUUCUCCGCGUCCUCAUUGCCAUCAGACCCGUUCUCGAGGGUCGGUUAUGGACUGAUGGCAUGCAACACGCCACGAUUGAUGGCAAACAGGACAUGCAGACGAAGCGCAUGUCUGGUGUCCAAUUGAGUAUGCAAGAGCUCGGCAAUCGGUGGUCUAGGUGGCGCGUUAACCCUGCCGCCGGUCGUGCCACGUAUGAGAUGUUCAUUGCUGGAGUUGCAUAUCUACUGAUGAUUGCGGUAAUGACCAUGAAUCUUGGAUACUUCCUGUCCGUACUGGGAGGAAUUUGGCUUGGAACAUUCAUCAUGGGCAGUGUCGCAGCCCAAACUGAAUGGAUGCAUUGUAUUUAG
Messenger RNA from Penicillium atrosanguineum, 621 nucleotides. RefSeq names its product copper transporter family protein. Gene Ontology annotation, cellular component: plasma membrane. Lineage: Eukaryota; Fungi; Ascomycota; Eurotiomycetes; Eurotiales; Aspergillaceae. The record is from RefSeq and is a predicted model, not a curated record. The coding region runs from base 1 to 621 and encodes 206 amino acids. Gene Ontology annotation, molecular function: copper ion transmembrane transporter activity. Gene Ontology annotation, biological process: intracellular copper ion homeostasis; copper ion transmembrane transport. The transcript has 2 exons.